Verticillium alfalfae VaMs.102 is the source of this 1749-nucleotide messenger RNA. Its product is annotated as 1,3-beta-glucan synthase component GLS2. Gene Ontology annotation, cellular component: plasma membrane. NCBI's taxonomy places the organism in Eukaryota, Fungi, Ascomycota, Sordariomycetes, Glomerellales, Plectosphaerellaceae. Gene Ontology annotation, biological process: fungal-type cell wall polysaccharide biosynthetic process; (1->3)-beta-D-glucan biosynthetic process. Bases 1 to 1749 code for a protein of 582 amino acids. Gene Ontology annotation, molecular function: 1,3-beta-D-glucan synthase activity. The record is from RefSeq and is a predicted model, not a curated record. The transcript has 2 exons.
AUGUCGGGCUAUCCAGCCGGUGGCCACCAGGACUACGAUGACGGCUACGGCCAGCAGCGUGGUCAACAGGGAAACCAGCAAGGUAGCACUGCAAACGAUGGGUACUAUCAGGACAAUAACGACCAGUACUAUUACGACAACCAAGGCUACGACGCUCGUGGUGGCCAACAGGGCAACGAUGGGUACUACGACGAAUCGGGCUAUUACAAUGCUGACCCCAACAAUCCCUAUCAGCAAGAUGGCGGUUACUACGACGGCCAGGACCAGUACCAGGAUGACUACUACAAUGGACACAAUGGCCAGCAGGGACAAGGGGCGUACUACGACCAGGACUACAACCAGGGCUACGGCUCAGGUGGCCGACGUCAGGGUUCUGAAGAGGACUCUGAAACCUUCAGCGACUUCACAAUGAGGUCCGACAUGGCUCGAGCCACCGAUAUGGACUACUACGGUCGUGGGGAUGAGCGCUCCAACAGCUACGGCGCUGAUCCCUCGGGCGGCCGCGGGUACAGGCCUCCCUCAUCUCAGAUCUCGUACGGCGGCAAUCGCUCUUCUGGCGCCUCAACUCCCAACUACGGCAUGGACUACAGCAACGCCCUUCCUGCUGGGCAGCGAUCUCGCGAGCCGUAUCCUGCUUGGACUUCGGAUGCACAGAUCCCGCUCUCCAAGGAAGAGGUUGAGGAUAUCUUUCUGGAUCUGACCGCCAAGUUUGGUUUCCAGCGUGACAGCAUGCGCAACAUGUACGAUCACCUCAUGACUUUGCUAGAUUCGCGUGCUUCUCGCAUGACCCCCAACCAAGCGCUCCUGUCCCUUCACGCAGACUAUAUCGGCGGAGACAACGCCAACUACCGCAAGUGGUACUUUGCCGCUCACCUCGACCUCGACGACGCUGUCGGUUUCGCCAACGUAAAGGGCAAGGGUCUCAAGCGUAAGAACAAGAAGAAUAAGAAGAGCAAGGACCAGACCGAGGAUGAGGCGCUGGCCGAUCUUGAAAAUGACGACAGCCUCGAGGCUGCUGAGUACCGCUGGAAGACCCGCAUGAACCGCAUGUCACAACACGAUCGCACCCGCCAGAUCGCCUUGUAUCUGCUGUGUUGGGGCGAGGCGAACCAGGUUCGCUUCAUGCCUGAAUGUCUCUGCUUCAUCUUCAAGUGUGCGGAUGACUAUCUCAACUCUCCGGCUUGCCAGAACCUGGUUGAACCUGUUGAAGAGUUCACCUUCCUGAACAAUGUCAUCACGCCUCUAUAUCAGUAUUGCAGGGAGCAGGGCUACGAGAUCUCGGAUGGCGUUUACGUGCGCCGGGAACGUGAUCACCAUCAAAUUAUUGGCUACGAUGAUUGCAACCAAUUAUUCUGGUAUCCCGAGGGCAUCGAGCGCAUUGUCCUUGGCGACAAGUCCCGCUUGGUUGACCUCGCCCCUGCCGAACGCUAUCUCAAGUUCGCAGAGAUCAACUGGCCCAAAUGCUUCUUCAAGACAUACAAGGAGUCCAGGUCAUGGUUCCAUUUGCUUGUUAAUUUCAACCGCAUCUGGAUCAUUCAUCUUACCAUGUUCUGGUUCUACACCUCUUUCAACGCACCAAGUCUGAUCAUCGGACCAUCUUACGAACAACAAGUCGACCAAGACCCUGUUGCUUCCAAGUACUGGUCUGUUGUCGCUCUAGGUGGCAGCAUUGCCUCCCUGAUCCAAAUUUUCGCCACACUUGCUGAAUGGGAAUACGUCCCUCGCGCUGGGCUGGAGCGCAGCAUCUGA